GACGGGUCAGGGGGAGAGGGCAAGAACUAGAUCUGGGUGGGAUUAGUUGUCCAAACCACACAUCAUGAGCAAACUACCUCGCAGGCCAGGUAUCAAAAGACGUCAGAACUCCAAGAAGAGGAGAGGAAAGUCAACAAUCAAUAGUGGCUCAUGAUUGCGCGGCGGAGUAAGCGUCGGCGAAACCCAAAAGCGGCGGACGUCACGCGCCAAUCACGUGUGGCAGUCACACUUUCUCCGCAAUCGGGAUUCCCGAUGCGGCCUGUCACGAUAAAUGAUCUUCGCCUAGCUUGGAGUCUGUUAUUGCUGCAUUCCUACCGAGUGAACAUGCGAAGGAGUUCAAGUUCAGUUCAAAUAGAAAGGUUAUCAAUUGCGCAACUAUCUUACUAUUCGUUUACAUUCGUGGCUAUGUCAAACAAGCAUGACUAAAUGAAGCGUCAAUUGAGUAAAUAGGUAUCAUAUCUAUCUAACAUUCAUCGUUAUAUGAU
Aspergillus vadensis CBS 113365 is the source of this 485-nucleotide messenger RNA. RefSeq lists its product as uncharacterized. Lineage: Eukaryota; Fungi; Ascomycota; Eurotiomycetes; Eurotiales; Aspergillaceae. The transcript has a single exon. Bases 151 to 426 code for a protein of 91 amino acids. The record is from RefSeq and is a predicted model, not a curated record.